AUGGAUAGUUUAUUGGAUCAGCAAGAACCUCACUCGAACGACACCGACCCAUUUCUCCACGUUUAUCGUCACGCGAUUACAUUACAUCCCAGCCCACUUUUGCUUUCGCGAUACGCGACCGAGUCUACGCAGAGUAGCCCCAGAAAGUCUAACGACAAGUCUCCCACCACGCCGACCAAACAGACCCCGCUACCACGAUUACAAACGCUCAGCGAUCUGCCGAAGCCAACUCCAUGUCAGACCCACGGUCAUGAAGAUACAACGGCACAACCACGUGUGCUCGUACCUCGCCGCGGCACAUCCAACAUCCCCGCAAAAAGUCCACGAGCAGCGAACACCACGACACAGAAGACCUUCACCGUAGCCCUGUACGCUGCAAACCACAGGCCGUACGAAGCCCCAAUCAAGUUCUUCCAUCAACAAGCCACCAAACGGUCGCGCCUCGAGCAGAUCUUCGUUGGUCGAAUGCAAGGAGGGACCGAGCUCCUCUCGUGGCUUGACGUCGUCCGUCCCAAGCUCUUCACCCAGAUUUCCGGCUUUGUGUUCCCGCCAGGCGGCGACUCCUUCCUCAGUCCCAAAGAAACGAUCAACCUCAUCGGCGGCCUCACCGAUCAACGCGACGCCGAUGUCUACCAUCUCUCACAGCUGACAGCCAAGUUUUUGCGGGAGUACUUUGCGAACAUGAGCAUGGGAGACCGCCCGCUGUUGUACGGCCAAGCCCAGACAGAUGACGAGAAGAUUGCUUUCCAUAAAGAGAGCCUACACGAUAUCUUCUUCUCAAUCCAAGUCCACCGCAGGAAGCAGAACAAGAACAUCGUCGGUGAUCUAAACAAGGGACCGAAUCCUCUGGUGGCGAGGGCGGCGAAGGAGAGGUAUAUCCAGGGAGCGUGCUUCUGCAUUCACCCCGCAGUGAUGCACAAGGUCGUUCAGCAUGUUGUUGAGGCGCGCAGGGCCUUCCUGGAAACCAAAAAGAAGAUGCAGACUCAAGCUCAACCCCCGGCCCCACGUCAGCCAGAACUGCAUUAUUCGGGCAGAUUCGAUUCAAUUCGAUCUCUGCGAAAGGUCAAAAGAUGCGGUUCGAUUCUCCUCAAAGGAACCGAAAACCCCAAUAACAACAAGCUCAUCCCCCUAGUCCCAAUCCCAACCGAAGACUGGGGCUGUCGUGACCCCCAAGCCUGGUUGGCGGGAUGGAACUUGGAAAUGGAAAGCGUGGCUUACAUGGCUCGGAGCAGCGAGUUUCCUCGUGUUCGAAAGAGUGAGGAACGCCAGCUUGUGUAUUACCAGUUUGCCAGAAGUGUUGAUGAGUGGAUGUGGCGGUUGGCGCAGUCUAAGAAGAACGCUGGUUUGGGGAAGGCUGAGAAUAAUAUGCGGUGCGAAAUGGGACAGGCUAAGAAGACCAUCACGGCCGAGGAGUGUGGACUGCCUCAGCCGCCGAGGGCUUGUAACAUGGAGGAUACGGAGGAGUUGUUGAUUGAGCUUUGA
Molecule: messenger RNA, 1482 nt
Organism: Sordaria macrospora k-hell
Lineage: Eukaryota; Fungi; Ascomycota; Sordariomycetes; Sordariales; Sordariaceae
Source: RefSeq, a predicted model, not a curated record